AUCUCUUCUCAUGGGGGUUUAAGUAGUUUGAAUAAACCCAGCCCACCGUCUAAUGUAAAAGGAAGGACUAUCGCCGGUUAGUGUAUUGUCUACACUACUGCAGGAAAUGAUGAGUCUCUCAGAAGGAGAUAUCAUGCUGGAUGAGGUGCCGUCCGCGGACACACAGGAGUCAGUCCCGUGUUUCCAAUCUCCAGGACCCACAGUCACUUUCCAUCAUCUCACGUACAGCGUGCAGGAGCGACUGGGAAUGUUCAGCAGAAAAUGGGUUGAAAAGCAGAUCCUCAAAGAUGUCAGUGGUAUCAUGAAGCCUGGAAUGAAUGCUAUCAUGGGUCCUACAGGAAGUGGAAAAACAUCGCUUCUUGAUGUUAUUGCAGGAAGGAAAGAUCCUAAAGGAUUAAAAUCAGGUCAAAUUCUGGUUGACAACACUAUUGUGACCUCUGACCUUAGGCUCAGCUCUGCCUAUGUGGUUCAGAAUGAUAUUCUGAUGGGUACUCUGACUGUAAGGGAGAACCUGGCUUUCUCUGCCAAUCUUCGUCUGUCACUGAAAGAGUAUUCCUCAUCGGACAAAGAGAUGAGGGUCAACUCCGUCAUACAGGAGCUCGGCCUUAAGGAUUGUGCAGACACUAAGAUUGGGACAGUAUUUUUGCGUGGUGUUUCUGGUGGAGAGAAAAAGAGAUGUAGCAUCGGUAUGGAGCUCAUCACCUCCCCAUCCCUCCUGUUUUUGGAUGAGCCAACUACGGGUCUGGAUGCCAACACUGCCAACUCCAUCAUGGAACUGCUGCAGAAGCUCUCCAAAAAUGGCAAAACCAUCAUCUUUGCCAUUCACCAGCCGCGCUACUCCAUCUUCAGGCAGUUUGACCACCUCACACUCAUGAACAAAGGAGAUAUCAUCUUCGCAGGGCAUGCAGAUAAAGCCAUCAGCUACUUUGAGGACUUGGGUUACAAGUGUGAACCGUUUAACAACCCGGCAGACUUCUUCCUGGAUGUUAUUAAUGGGACCAUCCUGUCUGAUAAUAACCACAUCAAGAAUACAGAAAAGUUGAGCAACAAUGAGGUGACAGAGGGACAUGAUGACCAUCUCGCUGUGAUGUACAAACAGUCUCCAUAUUUCAUCAGCGUGAAAGACCGGCUCACACAGAUGUCGAAUGGGCUCGACCCUCAGGUCACGAAAGGUGACAGGGCCUCUUACGCUACACCUUUCUAUUAUCAGCUUCUGUUAGUGAGCUGCCGCACUGUCACAAACAUCUUGAGGAACCCACAGACGUCCUAUGCACAACUGUUCCUCAACAUUUUCUUUGGGAUUUUGGUGGGACUGAUCUAUUACCAGAUUCCAAACACUUUACCAGAGGCUCUUCAGAACAGGACAGGAGCGUUCUUCUUUAUGGUCAUCAAUAUGGUCUUUGGCAACCUGUCUGCAGUCGAGCUGUUCAUCAGUGAGCGAGUUCUCUACAUUCACGAGAACUCCAGCGGUUACUACCGUACAUCUGUCUACUUCCUGUCUAAAGUCUUUGCUGACCUCAUUCCAAACCGCAUCCUGCCUGUGUUUAUUUUCUCUGCCAUCCCAUACUUCAUGAUGGGUCUGAAGGCUGAUGUGGAGGCUUUCUUUCUGUACUGUUUCACUAUGAGUAUGGUCAGUCUGGCAGCCGUCAGUUUGGCCUUUCUGGUCAGCGCCAGCGUGGGCUCCUUCGCCAUGGCUAACAUCCUCAUUGCCCUUCCCUUUGUCUUCAUGAUGGUGUUUGGAGGUUUCCUAGUGAACCUGAAUUCAAUGCUGAGUUGGAUGUCGUGGCUGAAGUGGGCCAGUAUAUUCAGAUAUGGCAUCAAUGCACUUGCUAUCAUUGAACUAAAAGAUCAAGUCUUCACUGGUAACUAUACCAGAAUGACAGGUGAAAUGUAUCUGGAUAAUCAAGAGAUCGAUUACAGCACUUGGGGUUUUUGGCAGAAUCUGGUGGCUCUGGCGGGCAUCAUGUGCAUCUGUCUGAUUCUUGCUUAUGUGCAGCUACGACGGAUCAGUCGCUGGAGGUGACCCAGUAAAGCUGUGCCUUAAAAAGAAACAAAUGGCCAAACCGCACAGACAAAGGUACGAUUUUGAAAAUACCAGUGCAUGUGCAAUCUAAAGCCCUGUCCAAACCUACACAGGUAUUUUCAAAACCGUGCCUUUGUCUGUGUGGUUCAGCCAUUCGUCCACAUUAAAAAGAAGAAUCAGGUGACUGAAACCAAACUUUUUUUAAAACUUAUUCCAGUGUGACUUUUUAGAAACUGCUACGUUGUCAUGCAGGUUUUGGCCUGUGAUGUGCUGAGGGGAAACUGAUUGGCCAACAUGGCUUUACGGUUAGGGAUAUAUCGCCAUCUGUUGGUUUGGCAUGCUAUUGACUGGGCUUCAUACAA
Molecule: messenger RNA, 2385 nt
Organism: Paramisgurnus dabryanus
Lineage: Eukaryota; Metazoa; Chordata; Actinopteri; Cypriniformes; Cobitidae
Gene: abcg2c
Product: ATP-binding cassette, sub-family G (WHITE), member 2c
Biological process (GO): transmembrane transport
Cellular component (GO): plasma membrane
Molecular function (GO): ATP hydrolysis activity; ATP binding; ABC-type transporter activity
Source: RefSeq, a predicted model, not a curated record